Messenger RNA from Rhagoletis zephyria (snowberry fruit fly), 1464 nucleotides. RefSeq names its product F-box/LRR-repeat protein FipoQ (gene FipoQ). Gene Ontology annotation, biological process: positive regulation of protein ubiquitination. The record is from RefSeq and is a predicted model, not a curated record. Gene Ontology annotation, molecular function: protein binding. NCBI's taxonomy places the organism in Eukaryota, Metazoa, Arthropoda, Insecta, Diptera, Tephritidae.
CGCAUAAAUAGAAUGUAAACACAAAUUUAUCCAUGUGGUUACAUACAUACAUACAUAUGUACAUGCUUGUACUAUGCAACAUAGUUUUGCUCUCACCGAUCGAGGUGUUUGACCGAACGGUGAUAAAAGAACACGUUGUUGGGGCACUGUCGGUGGUUUUGUCGGUAGAAGAAGAUCUCUGGCAAGAUCUCAGAUUCGUUGUUGUGAAAACACAAACAAUCUCUCAAAAUAAUCUAAAAAUAAAGUACACUAUGCGCUCUUCGCUAUUACUGCGAGCAUUAUGGAGGAUCCGUCUGUGCCAGCAGUUCGUAGGAAACAUUGCGUUCAUUGUGAUUUGUGUUGAGAUUUGGCACUAAAGAAGGCAACAUUUUUACAUAAGACAGUAAAUUGGAGUAAAACCAAAAGUGCAUACAAUUUAAAAUGGAUUUGUCAACUGAUAUUUGGGGUCAACUGGCUGUCGAGGCGUCGCAGGUGUACCUUUCCGAUGGUACCGUACGUUCGCCCUUCGCAAAUACGACAAUCGAAAAAUUGCCCGACAAGGUGCUGCUGCACAUCUUCUCUUACCUGUCGCAUCGUGAAAUUUGUCGAUUGGCGCGCAUCUGUCGACGCUGGCGUCAGAUCGCCUAUGACACACGUCUCUGGAAAAAUGUUUCACUACGCCCGGAGGUGUCUGGCCUACACGUUGGUUCGCUGGAAUCUUUGCUUGCACUCAUCUCUGUGCGUUUCGGUCCCACAUUGCGCUACAUUGAGCUGCCAAUCGAGCUGAUUACGCAUACAGUGCUGCAUGAGCUUUCUGCCAAGUGUCCAAAUCUCACCCAUAUGCUGCUGGACUUCUCCACAGCCAUGCAGUUGCAUGAUUUCAGCGAGAUGCAGGCCUUUCCCACCAAGCUGCGCUACAUGUGCAUUUGCCUUUCAGAGGUGAUCUUCAUGGAGGGCUUCAUGCGUAAAAUUUACAAUUUCAUCAAUGGCUUGGAGGUUUUGCACCUCAUCGGCACCUACGAGAAGUGCGAAGAGGAGGAAGAGGAGAUAUACGAAGUUAUCAAUGUGCAUAAACUCAAAUCGGCCACGCCCAAUUUGCGUGUGAUCAAUUUGUAUGGCAUUAAUUUUAUUGACGACUCGCAUAUUGAUGCCUUCAGCUCGAAUUGUAUUCAGUUGGAGUGUUUGGCUGUGAACUUUUGCAACAAGGUGACUGGCAGCACUCUGAAAACACUAAUACAGCGUUCGAAACGAUUAAACUGCUUGCUAAUGAACGGUACUAGUCUGAAGUCGGAAUAUGUAAUGCAGGUUGAAUGGGAUAAAUGCGCCUUGCAGGAGCUAGACAUAACCGCCACUGAUUUGUCGUCUGAAUGCCUUAUUGAUCUGUUGACGAAAAUACCAAAUUUGAAGUUCCUGUGUGCGGGCCAAAUCAAUGGUUUUAAUGACACGGUGCUGAAGCAAUGGAUGGAGUCGGGGCUGACGAGGUAA